Messenger RNA from Diachasma alloeum, 2427 nucleotides. RefSeq names its product mucin-5AC (gene ich). The record is from RefSeq and is a predicted model, not a curated record. Gene Ontology annotation, cellular component: nucleus. Lineage: Eukaryota; Metazoa; Arthropoda; Insecta; Hymenoptera; Braconidae. The transcript is spliced from 2 exons. Gene Ontology annotation, biological process: embryonic hindgut morphogenesis; regulation of transcription by RNA polymerase II; embryo development. Gene Ontology annotation, molecular function: DNA-binding transcription factor activity, RNA polymerase II-specific; RNA polymerase II transcription regulatory region sequence-specific DNA binding. Bases 1 to 2427 code for a protein of 808 amino acids.
AUGGGGCUAAUUGAGAGCACCAGGCCAGACCAGACCAGUCCACCACCACCACCAACACCACCGAAAAAAUUCGCUAUACAUAACGAAUCCGGUCCUCGCGGCGCCGUUGGCGGUUGCAGCACCCCCGGCAGUAGAGUGGAUCCCUGGUGGAAUCCUGGUCCCCUCUUCCCAUCAGCCACGACGCCAGGACCACCAAGGAUCGACGAGGGGCCUCCAGGAACUCACAGCAGCAUCAGCAAUACCACCAAUAAUCCAUAUCUGUCGUCUCCCUCACCAUAUCACAGCACCACCACCACCACCUCCACCGCCGCCACCAACAGCAACAACAAUAACAACGACCAUCAGCAGACAAAUAGAAACUUGACGUCACCGUACAGUGUCGCCUCGGCGACGAGUCCGUCUACCUCAUCGCCAACCUUUGGCCAGGUGGACUCGUUGUCAAGGUGUUCGGAUGCUGUAGGAACAAAUCCAAACAAUUCAAAUCUGUCUGAGAACGUGCUGUCCAAUCUGCUGGCCCCCAAAUCAUCAGAUUCCUCGCACUUGGGCCCCCAAGGUGUCGAGCACACUGUACAAUCGAACGGUACAGUAUUAGCAACUUUAUUAUCAACGACAUCAAGCAGUUUAGAAUAUACACCAUCUCCCAAUUCGACAACGGGAUCGUCGGCAAUAAGAAACCCCCAGGCUAGUAAUAUCGCGGUUGCCGUCUCAUCGCCCUCCUCAUCCACCUCAUCGCGUGAUUCUUUGACUGGUAUAUUAUCUUCAUUGAACGUCAAAAUCAAGUCAGAGGAUCAAUCACGUCGUGAAGAGUCCUCGGGCUUUUGCACAUCGUUAUUAAGCUCACUUCUGUCAACCUCGCGCAUCUCAACAACGAGAAAUCUCGAGGAGUCUGCAGAUCAGCAGAUUGAGGAAGCGAGUAUAAAAGUUGAGUAUUCGCUGAGUGCAACAUCGCCGUGCAGCAACGUAUUAGAAGCCUCUGAAGAGGAUCUCGUUGCAACGUCGCCAUACGAUAUCAUCAGCACAAGUGCGAGGUGUAUAAAGCAGUCAGCUGGAGGCUGUCGCAGUCAAGUCUCACCGACAUCUGAAAUUGCGAUAGAAAUGAAGUACGAAACGCAGACGGGUCCCCCACCGGGGCCACCGCAUUUAACGUCGACGGGAGUUGAGCCGCCACACAGCAGCCAAGGGAGUGGAAUGGUGAUUGGUGCAUCACCUGGUGAAGUUGUAGGAGUUGAUAGUCUGUUACUGCCGUGGGGCACAACAGGUUCCGAUUUCCUGGAGCCACCGGACGUCAAACAGACGGCAGGAGGGCUUCAGGAUGCCUGGGACACCCUUCUUCUUGGCUCUUCGGUUGGUGUUGCGUCAGCACAGUCGUUGGCAGAGUUGAAACCGUUACCACCGUUCACAGGAUACACAGGACAUCUCAGUAUCAAUGGCAUUCCUGGCCAUCAUUAUCAUACAAUAGCUUCAUCAGCGCAGCGACCAACGAUGCAGUCGUCGUCCUCCCCAACCCCCUCGUCCAACCAAGAGUAUUACGAGUCAUCGGUCGUUUCGUCCAGCACCCCUUGCCCCCAGGCGAGUCAAAAGCAUCAGCAUCACCAUCAGCAACAGCAGCAGCAGCAACAGCAGCAGCACCAACCGCAGCAGCAUCACCAUCAACCUCAACAAUUACCCCAAUCGACGCAACAAGUUGACUAUGAUAUCGAGGACAUUGCCGAAAUAAUUGGCUCGGCGAUUGCUGAUACUACUGUACCUGGAAGUAAUAAUGGCCCUGGCUCUGAGCACGAUCCGGACGCCUCGAGAGACUGGAUUGAUAUUGCCGAGUGGAUCAAUACAGCGUGCUCGCCCAAGGGUCACGAGACCUCAUCGCCGAGUCCCUACCCUCAGAUGUAUACUUCGACAAAUCCUGCGAGUCAGACACACCCGCACGGAUCAACACUCCAGAGCCUCCUGACAACUGGCUAUGCUCCAUUGCUCCAAGCCAGACUCCAGGCUGGCAAUACAAAUAUGCAAAAUACCUCGUGCGGUGAAACCCCGUCAUCAACGAGCCCCUAUCCACCUGUUAGUCCGCCCGGUAGAGUAUCGACAUCGUGCAGUCCAGAUCACUUGCUUCACUCAUCAUUCCCCGCGCCAUCACAUGCAAGAAAAAGAUCUCGGCCAAAUCCCUCCAAUCAGAAUCCCUCGAAAAAGAGUCCAGCUACUUCUGCCUUGGCCUAUGGCACGGAAUCGGGACUCAUCGGAGGCAAAGAGAAACCUGUACACAGGUGUUCGAUAUGCAAUCGAGGAUUCCUCAAUAAAAGCAAUAUCAAGGUUCAUCUGAGAACGCACACUGGUGAGAAACCAUUCAGGUGUGAGGUUUGCGGAAAGGCAUUCAGACAAAAAGCACAUCUCAUCAAGCAUCAGCAGAUCCACAAGAGGAUCGGCAGGGAUUAA